Molecule: messenger RNA, 345 nt
Organism: Suillus discolor
Lineage: Eukaryota; Fungi; Basidiomycota; Agaricomycetes; Boletales; Suillaceae
Exons: 2
Source: RefSeq, a predicted model, not a curated record
GCUGGGUCGGUUGCUUACGCACUCACCCAUAAUUUCUCUCUCCUUCCUAGGGUUCACGCUCUAGCAAAACGCCUGCAAGCUGGUUUAGAAGAGCUUCAGGUCGGCAUAUUGAGUCCCGCAGAGACUUGCAUGGCUGUUUCUCGAUCUCAAAAUUGCCAACGAACUUACGACGUUUUUUAUGAUCCCUGCACAAUCGGUAUCGAGUACUGGGAAAUCAUAGAUCGUGCGGCUGCAUUGCCGAACCCCAUUGGUCUUACGGACUCUUACCGGCUCUCGUCUCGUAUAGUACAUAUCCAAACAUUGCCCGAGGCAGUGGAAGACUUCUUGUCAUUGAUCAAAACCUGA